This is a messenger RNA of Drosophila novamexicana, 3516 nucleotides long. It is a transcript of the gene Psa, whose product is annotated as puromycin-sensitive aminopeptidase. The coding region runs from base 16 to 3195 and encodes 1059 amino acids. The transcript is spliced from 6 exons. Gene Ontology annotation, biological process: peptide catabolic process; proteolysis. Gene Ontology annotation, molecular function: zinc ion binding; metalloaminopeptidase activity; peptide binding. Gene Ontology annotation, cellular component: cytoplasm. NCBI's taxonomy places the organism in Eukaryota, Metazoa, Arthropoda, Insecta, Diptera, Drosophilidae. The record is from RefSeq and is a predicted model, not a curated record.
CAACGUUGCAGUGCCAUGUACAAAAAUGCGUUAAAAGGAGGUAUACGUACAGCAAAGCAGGCCUGGAAAUUCAGAAACGUUUCAGCCUGCAACCAAGCAAAUCUGUUCCCGCUGCACGCCUCCCCCGCCUCCAAGCAACAGUUACUAAACAAACCGACAGCACUGUGGAAACUGGCUCGCCAGAGCUUUCGGUGCUGCGCUUGUGCUUUUACUAACGCCCCAACGUUGCGCCUCCGUUACCGCCUACGCCCGUGCCUUUGCCUUAGCUGCGUUGAUAAGCAUUCUGCCCAUCUACGUGCAGAGACUUGCCACCUCAAUACUCUGGUAUCGUCGAAGCAGUUUGUGAAGGUGCAAAAACAGUUUUAUCGCGACUAUUCGGACAUAUCGCUGGGCGCGCCACUCAAGACCAGCGACGCCCCACUGCUGGGCGAUCUGUGCAGUCGUUAUCGCGACAUACUUGCCCAUACAUCGGCGGACUUGGUUGGAGCUGAGCCUGUUCUAGGCAAAGGACCACAAUUAAGCCAUAAUCGUCGCAUACACAGCUGCUGCAGUCAUCUUUGUCAGGCGGAGCAGUCGAACGGCCACAACAAUAUGGCACAAUCGGUGGUCACAGAAUUUGAGCGGCUGCCCACAAAUGUGGUGCCCAAGCACUAUGAGCUAAUCCUGCAGCCUGAUCUGGAGGCGUUCAGUUUUACGGGCAAGACAAUUGUGCAAAUCAGUGUCAUAGAGCCAACGCGACGCAUCACCCUCAAUGCGCUGGACAUAACCAUCGAGGGGGCGGAGUUUCAGUAUGAAUGCGAGAAACUGAAAGCGGAUCGCAUCACCUACUCCAAGGAGAAUGAAACGGCCGUACUGGAAUUCGGGGAGCUGUUGCCGGCGGGCACGGCUGGUGUGCUCUACAUGUCCUUCACGGGCGAGCUGAAUGACAAAAUGAAGGGCUUCUAUCGGAGCAAAUAUUUCACGGCCAACGGCGAGGAGCGCUAUGCGGGCGUCACCCAGUUCGAGGCGACAGAUGCGCGACGCUGCUUUCCCUGCUGGGAUGAGCCGGCAAUUAAGGCCACCUUUGACAUAACGCUGGUGGUGCCCAAGGAUCGGGUGGCGCUGUCCAAUAUGCCCGUGAAAAAGGAGGACAUCCUGCCCAGCGGAUUGCGUCGUGUGCGCUUCGAUCGCACGCCCAUCAUGUCCACCUAUCUGGUGGCCGUCGUUGUUGGUGAAUACGAUUUUGUGGAGGCCAAGUCGGACGAUGGCGUCAUUGUGCGCGUCUUUACGCCCGUCGGCAAGAAGGAUCAGGGCCAGUUCGCCCUGGAGGUGGCCACCAAGGUGCUGCCCUACUAUAAGAGCUAUUUCAAUAUUGCCUAUCCGCUGCCCAAGAUGGAUCUGAUUGCCAUAUCCGAUUUCUCAGCGGGCGCCAUGGAGAACUGGGGUCUGGUCACCUAUCGCGAAACCUUCGUCCUGGUCGAUCCCAAGAACACCUCGCUCAUGCGCAAGCAGUCGAUCGCCCUCACCGUGGGCCACGAGAUUGCCCACCAAUGGUUCGGCAAUCUGGUGACCAUGGAAUGGUGGACGCAUCUGUGGCUCAACGAGGGCUACGCCUCGUUUGUGGAGUUCCUGUGCGUGCAUCAUCUGUUCCCCGAGUACGAUAUCUGGACACAGUUUGUGACGGACAUGUAUACCCGUGCCCUGGAGCUGGAUUCGUUGAAGAACUCGCAUCCCAUCGAGGUGCCCGUCGGCCAUCCAUCGGAAAUUGACGAGAUCUUCGAUGAGAUUAGCUACAACAAGGGCGCCUCGGUCAUACGCAUGCUCCACGAUUAUAUUGGCGAGGAUGAUUUCCGCAAGGGCAUGAAUCUCUAUUUGACGCGGCAUCAGUAUAGCAAUACCUGCACCGAGGAUUUGUGGGAGGCACUGCAGGAGGCCAGCUCCAAGAAUGUUGGCGCUGUCAUGUCCAGCUGGACCAAGUACAAAGGCUUUCCCGUCGUCAGCGUCGAGUCCGAGCAGAAGAGCGAGACGCAGCGUCUGCUGCGGCUAACCCAAAGGAAAUUCACCGCCGACGGCUCGAAGGCGGACGAGGAUUGCCUGUGGGUGGUGCCCAUAUCGGUGUCCACAUCACGCAAUCCCAAUCAGAUAGCCAAGACUUUCCUGCUGGAAAAGGCCUCCAUGGAGGUGGUGCUGGACAAUGUCUCCGAGGACGAUUGGAUCAAAAUCAAUCCCGGCACCGUUGGCUACUAUCGCACACGCUACUCCGAGGAGAUGCUGGACCAGCUGCUGCCGGCCGUGCAGAACAUGGAGCUGCCGCCGCUGGACAGGCUGGGCUUGAUCGAUGACAUGUUUGCCAUGGUGCAGGCUGGGCAAGCCAGCACCGUUGAUGUGCUCCAACUGGUCGGCUCCUAUCGCAACGAGACCAACUACACUGUGUGGACGGCCAUCACGAAUUCGCUUGCCAACCUCCAUAUCCUGAUCUCCCACACAGAUCUCAUGGAGGACUUCAACAACUUUGGACGCAGCCUGUACGAGCCGGUGGCCAAGCGUCUCGGCUGGGAGCCACGCGACAAUGAGAAUCAUUUGGAUACGCUGCUGCGCAGCCUGGUGCUGACACGUCUCGUCUCCUUCCGCAGUCCCGAAAUCACGGAGGAGGCACGCAAGCGAUUCCGCAGCCAUGUCAAUGGCACCAAGGCGCUGCCCGCCGAUUUGCGCAGCACCUGCUACAAGGCCGUGCUGCAGGAUGGCGAUGAGGAGAUCUUUGAGGAAAUGCUCAUGCUGUACCGUUCGACCGAUCUGCACGAGGAACAGGAUCGCAUCAGCCGAGCACUCGGCUGCAUUGGCGACGUGAAGCUCCUCCGUCGCGUCAUUGACUUUGCCAUGUCGGGUGAGGUGCGCGCCCAGGACUCGGUGUUCGUCAUUGUGGCCGUGGCGGUUAAUCCCAAGGGUCGCGACAUGGCCUGGGAGUUCUUCAAGGAGAACAACAAGCAGCUGCUGGAACAGUAUCAGGGCGGCUUUCUGCUGACGCGUCUCAUUAAAUAUUUGAUUGAGAAUUUCGCCUCCGAGGAGAAGGCGCGCGAAGUCGAGGAGUUCUUCAAGGCCAACCUGAUACCCGGCUGUGAUCGCACCGUCUCCCAGGCCGUCGAGACAAUACGCCUGAAUGCCGCUUGGCUGCAGCGCGAUCGCGAGAAGCUGACCGAGUUUCUCACUGACGUGUAGGCGUGGCCCGGCAUGACGACGCAUACCAAAGCAUUUAGCAACAACUACAACUAUAACAAGAACACGACCAAAGCUGUCACAAAAACCCAACCCCCGCCCGCCCCUUCCCCUUUCCCCGCCCCUAAGUGAGCCAAAUAGGUUAGCAUUAUUAAGCAGCAACAACAACUGACUCCUCGGCAUCCUCUCACGGCCCCGCAACCGGAGAGCCUAGCGGCAUUUAAAACCGAGUUCAAAGAAAAAAAAAAACAAAAAUGUGCACUUCUAUUAUACAAAAGUUAUGUUGAGUUUACGACGAUAAAUAAAUAAAUGCAAUUCAAAUAA